This is a messenger RNA of Coregonus clupeaformis (lake whitefish), 3505 nucleotides long. RefSeq names its product disintegrin and metalloproteinase domain-containing protein 10-like. Gene Ontology annotation, biological process: membrane protein ectodomain proteolysis; Notch signaling pathway. The record is from RefSeq and is a predicted model, not a curated record. The coding region runs from base 349 to 2739 and encodes 796 amino acids. The transcript is spliced from 16 exons. NCBI's taxonomy places the organism in Eukaryota, Metazoa, Chordata, Actinopteri, Salmoniformes, Salmonidae. Gene Ontology annotation, molecular function: metalloendopeptidase activity involved in amyloid precursor protein catabolic process. Gene Ontology annotation, cellular component: synaptic membrane; plasma membrane.
GUAGAAGAAUGCCCUGAACAUUACAUGAUGUAGUUGCAUUUUACUUUUGAAACAUUACCUGAUGUAUCUGCUACGAUAUUUCAGUUGAAUGCAUUCGGUUGUACAAAUGACUAGGUAUUCCCUUUUCCCAAUGCAUCACUCCAUGAUGAUGGGGGAAGGGAGAAUCCUUAUCCCUAGGUCUGCGUCUGCGUCUGACGUCAGGGCGUGAAAGAGAGAGGGUGCGUCUGACGUCAGGGCGUGAAAGAGAGAGGGGCGGAGAGGAGAGGAGAGGAAGCCGCGAUAAACACAGGCAGGGCGUCUGAGCCUAAACUAGGACAAUAAAGUGAUUACGGUAUCAAUGUUCUAACAAUGGAUUUAGCAGAUAUGCUUCUCGUCAAAUUCUUCUGUUUCGUCUACUUAAUAAAGUACACCGAAGGUUAUCAUUAUGGGAACCCCCUGAACGAAUAUGUGCGUCACUACGAGGGCCUGUCCUAUAACCCCUAUGAGUUGCACGACAGGCACCUGAGAGCCAAGAGGGCCCUCAACCACCAAGAUAAGUUUCUCCAUCUGGACUUCCACGCACACGGAAGACACUUUAACCUGAGGAUGAAGAGAGACACCAGUCUGUUUGCUGAGGACCUGAAAGUGGACGUGGGAGGGCAGGAGGUGAACUAUGACACCUCUCACAUCUACACCGGAGAAAUAUAUGGUGAGAAAGGUACCUUGAGCCAUGGGUCUGUGGUGGAUGGGUUGUUUGAGGGCUUCAUCCAGACGUACCAGGGGACUUUCUACGUAGAGCCAGCUGAGAGAUACCUGAAGGACCGGGACGUUCCCUUCCACUCAGUUAUCUACCACGAGGAUGACAUCAACUACCCUCACAAGUACGGCUCAGAGGGGGGCUGUGCCGACCGCUCAGUGUUUGAGAGGAUGAGGAAAUAUCAGGCCACCGCCAUGGAGGAGCCAAACAAGGAGCUCCAUUCUGAGGAGGCGUCCAGUGACCCGGUGUUGCUGAGGAAGAGGAGGAUGACUCAGAUAGAGAAGAACACCUGUCAGCUCUUCAUCCAGACAGACCACCUCUUCUUCAAGUACUAUAAGACCAGGCAGGCUGUUAUCGCACAGAUCUCAAGCCACAUCAAGGCUAUUGAUGCCAUCUACCAGGGAACAGACUUCAUGGGAAUCCGUAACAUCAGCUUUAUGGUGAAGAGGAUACGGAUCAACACCACUACAGAUGAGCGGGACCGGUCCAACCCGUUCCGCUUCGCUAACAUCGGCGUGGAGAAGUUCCUGGAGCUGAACUCUGAGCAGAACCAUGACGACUACUGUCUGGCGUACGUCUUCACGGACAGGGACUUUGAUGACGGUGUCCUGGGUCUGGCCUGGGUCGGCGCUCCUGCAGGGAGUUCUGGAGGGAUCUGUGAGAAGAGUAAACUGUACUCUGACGGGAAGAAGAAGUCCCUGAAUACCGGCAUCAUCACUGUUCAGAACUACGCCUCCCACGUCCCUCCUAAAGUCUCCCACAUCACCUUCGCCCACGAGGUCGGACACAACUUUGGCUCGCCGCAUGACUCUGGGUCAGAGUGCACCCCGGGAGAGUCUAAGAUCCAGGAUAAGAAGGAGAAGGGGAACUACAUCAUGUACGCCCGGGCCACGUCAGGAGACAAGCUCAACAACAACAAGUUCUCCAUCUGUAGCGUCAGGAACAUCAGCCAGGUCCUGGAGAAGAAGAGGGGAAGCUGCUUUGUCGAGUCUGGCCAGCCCAUCUGUGGUAAUGGGUUAGUGGAGCCAGGGGAGGAGUGUGACUGUGGAUACAGCGAUCAGUGCAGAGACCAGUGUUGCUACGACGCCGACCAGCCUGACAACAGGAAGUGUAAACUAAAACCCAACAAAGUCUGCAGUCCUAGCCAGGGCCCGUGCUGUACUCCUGAGUGCUUCUAUAAGGGCCGUAAUGAGAAGUGUCGUGAGGAGUCUGAAUGUGCCCACCAGGGCAUGUGUAACGGGGGUACGGCCCAGUGCCCCACCUCUGAACCCAAGGCCAACUUCACCGCCUGUCACGGAGAAACUCAAGUCUGCCUCAACGGGGGCUGCUCUGGCUCCAUCUGUGAGAAGUAUGGUCUGGAGGUCUGUACCUGUGCCAGCGUGGAGGGAAAGGACGAGACUGACGAGCUGUGCCACGUCUGCUGUAGUGACAAGAUGAACCCCAACACCUGCAGCAGUACAGGCUCAGAGAAGCUGGCCCGGUUCUUCAAUAAGAAGGUCACCACGCUGCCCGCGGGGUCUCCCUGCAACGACUUCAAGGGCUACUGUGACGUGUUCAUGAAGUGUCGGCUGGUGGACGCUGACGGCCCCCUGGCCAGGCUGAAGAAGGCCAUCUUCAACCCUGAGCUCUAUGAGAACAUUGCAGAGUGGAUAGUGGCUCACUGGUGGGCAGUGCUGUUGAUGGGCAUCGCUCUGAUCAUGUUGAUGGCUGGCUUCAUUAAGAUCUGCAGUGUCCACACCCCCUCCAGUAACCCCAAGCUGCCCCCACCCAAACCACUACCAGGUACGCUAAAGAGGAGGAGAGCCCAGCAGCACGCCCGGGAGGCCAGGGACGCCCAGGUGCACCAGUCCCAGCCCCACCACGGGGGUGUCGGUCACGGCCAGCACCACCCAGUCUCUGGAGGCCAGCGGCAGCAGCCCUCACGCCAGCCCCAGCCCCAGAGACACCACCGCAGCCAGGGCCAGCCCAGGGAAAACUACCAGAUGGGCCAGAUGAGACGAUGAGCCGUGGGGACCGCUCGGGGUGGGGACCGCUCGGGGUGGGGACCGCUCGGACAAGAUGCUCCCUCCACCGACUGCUCCAUGCCAUGCCUUGCCUCCUCCUUGUGCCUAUCUAUGUAACUGGUGGGAUUGGGAUUUGAACCGAUUUGUGGAAUUUUAAUCCAGGUCUCCAGGGUGGGAAUCUGACGUCCUAACCAUUUUAGAUCGAGAGGAUUUUCUUUAGAUUUUUCUGGAUUAGGAUAGAUAGAAUCAAGGGAAAGGCUUUGGUUUCUACACACUUUUUAUGAUUUCCUCUUAGUCUAAUAAUGAAGGAGUCGGUGGGUGGACCUGGGUGGGAAUCCCACCGUUUACACCGAACAGUAGGAUAAAACACUUGCUUCACUCCAUCCAAAGAACAGCCUGAACUGGUUGUUUACCUUCCUCAUACCCUCCAUCUACAAUCAAAACAGAGUUGAGAAAGCGAAAAUAAACGGACCCCCUCCCAACGACCACAACUGGAACCUGCAAGCACGGCUGACCUCUUCAGUCUUCAUCCAGCUGUUUUCUGUGGCUCUCUAGGUGGAGUGGAUUCCAACAUCAGCCAUUUUGGCGGAUGGUCAUUUUAUUUGAUCAUCUGCCAUUUUGUCUUUUUGUGGAGUGGAUGUGACCAUUGGCCAUUUCCAAUGCAGUAGGUCUGUGGUCUGCAUCUUUUCCCAUCAAUUUAAUUUUCUCUCUCUCUCUCUCUCUCUCUCUCUCUCUCUCUCUCUCUCUGUCUCUGUCUCUGUCUCUG